CAAUACCCAAGAUUUGAGAGAGUUGCUAAAUAAAUGUACAAAUUACAAUUUCACGCAAAAGUAAUUUUUUUCUGCAGUCUACUCCCACACAUUAUUAUUUUUUAUUUCUUUAGGCAAAAGAAAAGAAAAAAAACAUAGAGAAGAAGAAGUUUGUAAAUUGUAACCCUAGCUCUCCAAAUUCCAAUCCCUAGAAUUUGCUGCGAUUACAAGAGAAUACAUCUCUCUUUACGGAGUACAAAUUGCAGAAUUCAGAUUUCAUUCCAGUUUUUUUUCUAUCUAAAAAGGUUCGAUUUCAAAUUUCGUAUUUGCAACAUCAAUUCAAGUUACUCUUCGAGGACAGAAAUUGAAGGAUUUUUUCGACGAUACAUUAUUACUGAAUUGCAUUUUUAUUAGAGAUCAAUUUGUAUGAGUGAAUAAGUCGGUGAAUUUAUCGAAGGCGAAUCGAAAUUUGCAUUUGGGAAGUUUGAGUGGUUCCUUGAUAUGUGAGGGGUAGUGGAGAUUAAGGCAAUGAGAGGUGAAUUUGUGGGUUUGGAGAUACAAUGACCCUGAAGUCAUUGGGACUACGUACUGGAAGUUAUGGAUCGCUGCAACUACAACAGUCGAAUGGUGUAUUGCAGAAUCACACAUCCUAUGUCUUCCCACGGAAGUCGUCGAAAGUGCUACUUUCAAGUUACAGGGAGAAGGAAAGGGAAAGGUGCAUUCCAUUUAUUUGCAGAUACUUGUGUCGGGGGAAAGUUGGAAUGGUGAUACUGGUUGUCUUUGCUCUGCUGGUUUUUGCUUCAGGAUUCUUUACUGUUAACAAAGAAACGACAGGAAGUAAUAAUAGAAAUAUCCUUGAAGUUCUUCAAAAUUCAAAAGCUCGUGGAAGAACUGUUAUUGGUUCCAUAUCUUCAGGUCCUACUGCAAAGGACUUCACAAAGAUCGCACAGACAAAUCGGAAUCAGACCACUGGAAACUCUCCUGCUCUUGUACCUCCUAUGCUUCACCCAUGCAAAAACUUCACAUUUUCCCCUCCUCCUCCGCCGAAUACUAAACGGUUCGGGCCAAGACCGUGCCGAGUAUGUUAUCUGUCAAAUGAGCAGGCUGCAGCAAGUAUGCCACGUGUACCAUCAGCUUCUCCAGUGCUUCAGAAUUUGACUUUUGUGCAUGAGGAGGACCCUACUAAAAGUGAAACUCGUGGAGGUUCUGACUUCGGUGGAUAUCCUUCUUUGAAGCAGAGGACUGAUGCCUUUGAUAUAAAAGAUUCGAUGACUGUUCACUGUGGGUUUGUGAAAGGUAGUAGCCCUGGUCGCGGAAGUGGAUUUGAUAUUGAUGAAGACGAUCUUUCCGAGUUGAACAAGUAUCAUGAUGUCAUAGUUGCAUCCGCAAUAUUUGGAAACUAUGAUGUUAUUCAAGAACCAAUAAAUAUUAGCGAGAGUGCAAAAAGGCAUGUUCCGUUUUAUAUGUUCAUUGACGAAGAAACAGAAAAUUACAUGAAAAAUAAGAGUGUUUUGACAAGCAGCAAGUUGGUGGGCCUGUGGAGAAUCAUUGUUGUCCGCAAUAUUCCAUACAAUGAUGCAAGGCGCAAUGGAAAGGUUCCUAAGCUUCUAUUGCACAGACUUUUUCCUAAUGUCCGAUAUUCUAUUUGGAUUGAUGGAAAACUUAAGCUUGUUCGAGAUCCUUAUCAAGUUCUUGAAAGGUUCUUGUGGCGUGAGAAUGCAACGUUUGCCAUUUCAAGGCACUAUACAAGAUUUGACGUCUUUGUAGAAGCUGAGGCAAAUAAAGCUGGUGGGAAGUAUGACAAUGCCUCUAUUGAUGACCAGAUUAAUUUUUAUCGUAAUGAGGGUUUGACUCCAUAUUCAGAGGCAAAGCUGCCAAUUACUAGUGAUGUUCCUGAGGGUUGUGUGAUUUUGAGAGAACAUAUUCCAAUUACAAACUUAUUUACCUGCUUGUGGUUCAAUGAAGUAGAUCGUUUCACUUCUAGAGAUCAGUUGAGCUUUUCCACUGUCCGGGAUAAAAUAAUGUCGAAAGUUAGCUGGAGUAUUAACAUGUUCCUUGAUUGUGAAAGACGAAAUUUUGUCAUACAGACGUACCAUAGAGAGUUAUUGGAGCACAUGCCCCCUCCGCGACCUCCUAGACUCAUUGUACGUCGACAGCCACCUAUACGAACAUCACCAACAAUACGUAGAGAAAUGGGGAGGAAAAUUCCUUCCAAGCGUGCAAGAGAGAGAAGAUCUGGUUCAAGGCGUCGUCGCAGAGUUGUUGCAGGUAGCAGGAAUAUCAACUUUCACUAAGGAUUCCCCUAUAUCUCUCUUGCUUCCCCCCCUAUUUCUUUUUUUUUUUUUAUCUUGGCCCACUUUUUCAUAUAACCAGGUUGAAAAUGAAAAUUUUGCCACUUUUAAGCCAUUACAGCAAAGAUUCAUCAACAGUACAGAACCAGACAUACUGCUUGUAGGACAGAUAGGAACGAAAGAAAAUAUCCAAAAGAGAACAUAUUUGUUUUAUGGAUUUGUUUAUAUUGAAUUCAUUUUUUUCCCAAUUGUUUGUAAAUACCUACUAAUGAAAUUAUUUCAUACAAGUUUUUUGUUAA
Molecule: messenger RNA, 2569 nt
Organism: Beta vulgaris subsp. vulgaris (sugar beet)
Lineage: Eukaryota; Viridiplantae; Streptophyta; Magnoliopsida; Caryophyllales; Amaranthaceae
Exons: 10
Coding region: 540-2273 (577 amino acids)
Source: RefSeq, a predicted model, not a curated record